UCAAAUUUCCCAGAUAAAGCUACAUUUGUUGGAAGACCUUUCCACAAAGAAUACAUAGAGGAUGUCAAACUUCCUGGAACAGUAUGACAUGGAUUUUUAUCAAUCUAAUUACACCAUUGAUAACCAGGAACAGAACUAUAAUGAUUCUAAUGCUUACAGAAAUUAUUAUGGAUCCAGAGAACCUCAGGCCACUGAGCAGAGUCAGCCUGCAGCUCUUGUUUCUCCAGAGAUGCCCCUGCCAUCAGGUUACACAGGACAGUUUUUUCAGCCAACGUCAAGCUUGGAUUAUUAUUCCCAAUCUCCUCACAUUGAGAGUUUGGAUGAAGAGCCUCCUUUGCUAGAAGAACUUGGAAUUAAUUUUGAUCACAUAUGGCAAAAAACCUUGACCGUGUUAAACCCAAUGAAGCCAGCAGAUGGCAGCAUCAUGAAUGAAACGGACUUCACAGGACCCAUCCUGUUCUGUGUGGCUCUGGGAGCCACUCUGCUUCUGGCAGGAAAAGUUCAGUUUGGUUAUGUAUAUGGCAUGAGUGCCAUUGGCUGUCUUGGGAUUCAUGCCUUACUGAACUUGAUGAGCUCUGCAGGGGUGUCGUAUGGCUGCGUGGCCAGUGUGCUGGGCUACUGCUUGCUCCCCAUGGUCAUCUUGUCCAUCUGUGCAAUCUUCUUUUCAUUCCAGGGCAUCUUUGGAACUGUGUCAGCACUGUUUAUCAUUGCGUGGUGCAGUCUCUCGGCUUCCAAGAUCUUCAGUUCAGCCUUGGACAUGGAAGGACAACAGCUUCUUGUUGCCUACCCUUGUGCCUUAUUUUAUGGACUUUUUGCCCUCCUGACAGUUUUCUAAAGAGUUCUUGGCAUGAAUUUGCAAGACUUUAUUUGUUUGCUGUUUACAUUUUUUGGGAAGAAGUGCAUUAGCAUUCAAAUUAUUGAUAUGAUUUCUGUUUUAUUGCUGUUGGGAGAACAGCAAACAGAAAGCAAGAACAGCACUUGAGGAUAUGCUUUAACAGCUUACUUUGUGUGAGCGAUGUUUGCAGUGUUCAGCUUGGGGCAUUAAAACACUUAGAAAUAUUUUGAAAUAUAAAGGGACAUAGUUUCUGUACUGAUGAAUGCUGCCUGUUCUCAACAGAUAUGUUUCUGAGAAAUUACAAGUGAAUAAAAUCCUAUGCUUAACACAACUU
Molecule: messenger RNA, 1169 nt
Organism: Nannospalax galili (Upper Galilee mountains blind mole rat)
Lineage: Eukaryota; Metazoa; Chordata; Mammalia; Rodentia; Spalacidae
Gene: Yipf7
Product: Yip1 domain family member 7
Exons: 6
Coding region: 62-835 (257 amino acids)
Biological process (GO): endoplasmic reticulum to Golgi vesicle-mediated transport; vesicle fusion with Golgi apparatus
Cellular component (GO): membrane; trans-Golgi network
Source: RefSeq, a predicted model, not a curated record